UAUGGCUACCAAAUCACUCUCUAGCAAUUCAUACUCGUUCUCUAAGAUGAAGAUCGAUGAAGACGAAUGGGUUGAAUACAUGCGUAAAUCCGUGGUUGAACACGACGAUGAAAUGAUUGGCAAAAUUCCCGUAUGUAUCUUCGCAGUCCCUCAAGUACUUCUAGCCACCGACCCCGAAUCCUAUAUCCCACAACAAGUCGCGUUAGGCCCUUUCCACCAUUGGCGCCCAGAGGUCUACGACAUGCAGAGGUACAAGCUUGCUGCUGCCCGGAGAAUUCAGAAACACAUGAACGUGAGCUUCGAACAAAUCGUUGAGAUAAUGAAGAAAGACUACGAGGCUAGAAUCCGGGCUUGCUACCACAAGUUUCUUGAUAUGUCCGCUGACGCGUUGGUGUGGAUGAUGGCAGUUGACAUGGCGUUUUUACUCGAAUUACUUCAGGUGUACGCCAUGAAAGAAGAAGGUCGGGUUCUUGAGAAAGUUACAUCAUCUAUGUCUCAUGUGGUGGAUGUAACAGGGAAGAAGCUGUCUCACAUGGCGAUUCUUCGAGAUGUGGUGAUGGUGGAGAAUCAGAUCCCCUUGUUUUUAAUCAGGACGAUGAUGGAACACCAGUUAAGGAAAUUAACAGGUGGUCAAGUGAAGUCAGCUGAUGAGACGUUGAAGACAAUGCUCAUGGGGUUGUACCAGGAGCUCACUCCGUUCCAUGAACAACAGUUGCCGGAUGUUGACAUCAAUGACUGUGAUCAUCUUCUCGACUUUCUUUACCACAUGACCGUGCCCAACAACGAAGAACUCGUAAUCAUGGAGGUACUAGAGAUAACAUAUUUUUAUGGUUUUAUUGUUAUAUAA
Helianthus annuus (common sunflower) is the source of this 847-nucleotide messenger RNA. RefSeq names its product putative UPF0481 protein At3g02645. The coding region runs from base 2 to 847 and encodes 281 amino acids. Lineage: Eukaryota; Viridiplantae; Streptophyta; Magnoliopsida; Asterales; Asteraceae. The record is from RefSeq and is a predicted model, not a curated record. The transcript is spliced from 2 exons.